AUGCCGUAUUAUUAAAGCCAAAUGCCUAGUUAAAAAACGCUGUCGCCUCUCGUUGCCCAACAAGAGGCGUCGCUGCUGGAGAUUCUCGCAAUCCAUAUUCAUAUUCAUUUACAUUACAUACAUCUCUCUCUCUCUCUAAAACGCCAUCCCCACCACCACAACACUCCUCCAUUUCUCUCUCUCUCUCUCUCUCUCUCUCUAAAGAUACCAUGAAGAAGAAGAAACGAGAUACCAAUGUUCUCUUAAUGGUUGUCCACGGGACGCUCUUUUGCCGCCGCCGCCGCCUCCACCACCACCUCCUCCCCCUCGUCUCCGCCGUCUCCGGUGGCCUCCUCUUUCUCUUCGCCGUCAUCUCAUUUCUUUUUCCUCCGAUCACCAACCACCACCAUAACUCCAAUAACCCCAUCGACGGUCGAUCUGACGUGGAGGGAGAAACGCUCUCUACUGUACCGUCGAGUGGAGGGAGUUUAGCCCGUGACAUAUGGAGUUCGACGCAAUCGAAACUCUUCUAUGGUUGCAGUAAUUCCAGCAGUAAUUUUCUGACAGCUGAAGCGAAAACAAAUCCUAAUCGAUACUUGUUGAUUGCAACCAGUGGAGGCUUGAAUCAACAACGAACAGGGAUAACAGAUGCGGUUGUCGCGGCGUAUAUACUCAAUGCCACUCUAGUUGUUCCAAAGCUAGACCAAAAAUCUUUCUGGAAGGAUAACAGCAACUUUUCUGAAAUCUUUGACGUUGAUUGGUAUAUAUCGUAUCUUUCAAAAGAUGUUAAAAUCAUUAAACAGCUUCCGACAAAGGGAGGGAAGGUUAUGAAUCCACAUAGCAUGCGUGUUCCAAGGAAAUGCAACCCAAGAUGCUAUGAAACCCGAGUCUUACCUGUUCUUAAUAAAAAACAUGCUGUGCAGCUUGGUAAGUUUGAUUACAGGCUUGCAAAUCGGUUGGACACAGAUCUACAGAAGCUGAGAUGUAGGGUUAACUACCAUGCUCUCAAGUUUACUGACACUAUUCAGGAAAUGGGUGAAAAAUUGGUUGAAAGGUUGAGGAUGAAAAGCAAGCGUUUCAUUGCACUGCACCUGAGGUUUGAACCUGAUAUGCUUGCAUUCUCCGGGUGCUAUUAUGGUGGUGGAGAAAAGGAAAGGAGUGAACUAGGAGCAAUACGGAAGAGGUGGAAAACUUUGCAUAAAAAGAACCCUGACAAGGAAAGACGGCAAGGAAGAUGUCCAAUGACUCCCGAGGAAGUUGGUCUAAUGCUGAGAGCACUGGGUUUUGGCAAGGAUGUCCACAUUUAUGUGGCAUCUGGUGAUGUAUAUAGAGGUGAAGAGACGUUGGCGCCUCUGAAAGCUCUUUUUCCUAACUUUCACUCAAAAGACACUAUUGCAAGCAAGGAAGAGUUGGCUCCAUUCUCAUCUUUUUCAUCUCGCAUGGCUGCUCUUGACUUCAUUGUUUGUGAUGAGAGUGAUGUUUUUGUCACUAACAAUAAUGGCAACAUGGCUAGAAUAUUAGCUGGAAGAAGGAGAUACUUUGGGCACAAACCAACAAUCCGUCCAAAUGCUAAGAAGCUUUAUCGACUGUUCUUGACCCGAAAUAACAUGACUUGGGAAGAAUUCGCCUCAAGAAUUCGAACUAAUCAGAUUGGAUUCAUGGGAGAGCCAAAUGAGGUAAAGCCAGGCAGGGGUGAGUUCCAUGAAAAUCCUGCAUCCUGCAUAUGUGAAAAUUCCAAUGCCAAGGCAAGGAGAGAUUUAGGUUACCGAAUUCAAGCCACUACCAGCCAUGGACUUGUCAUGGAAAAUAAUACAAGGAGUGAUACUGGUGGAUUGAGUGAUGAGCAAUCUGCUGAGGAGGAACAGGAUUGGUCUGAUACAGACGAUGCGGAGACUGAAAAUGGGCUUCAAGGGAAAACGUUGCCUAACAGAACGGAUUCUGAUCUGGGACUGGGUCUAGUUAAAGCUGAGCAACCAGAACUGGAAGAAAUGUUUUCAGACUGACAGAUCAGAUUUCCGCUCGAUUUUUUCUUCAAACACAUUGUGCUCUUUGCUUGCGUCAAUGACAUUAAGUUUCUAAGGGGAUACCUUUGCCUGUAUUCAGGCAGAAAUGACAAUUGUAGAUAGUUGAGGGGCACCUUGUGAAGAGAUGGAGUUGCAGCAAUCACAUUUUGGAGAGCGAUGGACAUGAAGAGGCAUUAGGACAUUCGCAAAGGGGAGAUGUUAUGGGAGGGAUAUAGUAUAUAGUGUACAGAUAGAUUUUUGUGUUUCUGAUUUGUCUUUUUAACAGACAUAAAAUUAGACAUUCAUCAGUUUAAAAUAUUUUUUUACUGCUAAAAUCCAAGGCAGGAAUGGGGUUAAUAAAGUGAUUUGUUCUCCCUUUA
Molecule: messenger RNA, 2362 nt
Organism: Rhododendron vialii
Lineage: Eukaryota; Viridiplantae; Streptophyta; Magnoliopsida; Ericales; Ericaceae
Product: O-fucosyltransferase 6-like
Exons: 10
Coding region: 210-1982 (590 amino acids)
Source: RefSeq, a predicted model, not a curated record